AUGUUUGGAUCGAAUUCCAAUUCAACGUUUGGUGGAGGCUUCGGAUCUAAUCAAAAUACAGGAACCACUGGCGGUGGAUUGUUUGGAGCCAAGCCAGCGACAGCAGCGGGCAGUACGGGUGGAGGAUUAUUUGGAGGUGGUGGUAAUACAAAUACAAACUCGACGAAUCUCUUUGGAGGAGCCCAGACUAGUGGUGGAACAUUUGGAGCCAAGCCAGCUGGGCCUACUGCUGGAGCUACUGGAGGGUUGUUCGGAGGAGGAAACACAAACUCCAGUACAACAGGAGCCUUUGGAGCCAAUACUUCUAGUAACACUAGUGGUGGUCUCUUUGGUGGAUCGGCGAACAACAACAAUAAUAACACAAGCACGGGUGGUCUUUUUGGUAGUAAACCAGCUGGUUCUACUGGUGGUUUAUUCGGAGGAAGUAACUCAUUGAGUGUCCCUGGGCAACAGCAGCAGCAACUGCAGCCACAACAGCAAGGCGGGGGACUUUUUGGUGGUAACACAAGUACAAGCAAUAAUGCUGGAGGUGGGUUGUUUGGCGGUAAUACCAAUAAUACUGGAACAAGUGGUGGACUCUUCGGGACCAAACCAGCUGCUCCAGCAGGACAGACCGGCGGAUUGUUUGGUGGUCAGCAACAACAGACUAACACACUAGGAGGAAGCAGUAGCGGUGGGAUCUUUGGGGGAAAUCAAAACCAGCAGCCUGGCAACACCACAGGAGGACUAUUUGGUAGUAAACCUGCCACUACUGGAACCACAGGAGGAUUAUUUGGUGGGAACAACAAUAAUUCCGGAGCUGGUACUACAGGAGGGCUCUUUGGAGGCCAGCAAUCUAGUCAAACUGGGGGGUUAUUCGGUGGAGGGUCUACUAACAAUACUUCAGGUGGAUUGUUUGGUAACAGCAACAAUAACAGCAACAACGCUCCAGCUGGCGGACUUUUCAAUAAUAACAACUCCAACAAUGGUAUAAAUAACAUCAAUAACAAUAAUAAUAACGCCAGUGUACAGCUAACUGCAAUGACCAGAGUAGGAGACCUCCCUCCUCAAUUAAAGAAAGAAUUGGAGGACUUUGACCGUUACAUAAAUACUCAACACACUAUAGCUACAACACUCCAAGAAGAUGUACAGAAACAUGACAGGCUAAUCAAAUCCAUACCUAGUGAUACUAGGUACUUAAGAACUAAAAUUUCAUCUACUAAGCAGGCACUUCAUAGCGAUACUACACAAUUGGCCAACCUCAAGUCCAUCAACAAUGAAUUGGCUGAAGAUUUGAGCAAAGUAAUGAAUUUGAUUGUACAAUUGGCUACCCCGGGAACCAAACUUUCCUCGUCGAUGCAAUUGAAUGAAUUUUUCGUCAAGAAAAUCCAUAAAUAUCAUGAUGUUUUGAAGAAAUACGAAGCAAUUGCUUUGGAGGCGGAGCAAACGGUUACCAGUUUAGAAAAACUGUGUAACGAUGGGUUUGGUGGGUUAUUGAGCAUAAUAGAUGUGAUCCGUAGCCAAUAUAACUUGUUUAUGGAGUUAUGUGACACCAUGUCUACCUUACACAGUCAAGUUGAAAGACUCACAUAG
This is a messenger RNA of Dujonia railenensis, 1572 nucleotides long. The record is from the annotation of a GenBank genome assembly. Lineage: Eukaryota; Fungi; Ascomycota; Pichiomycetes; Serinales; Debaryomycetaceae.